Molecule: messenger RNA, 5190 nt
Organism: Gadus chalcogrammus (walleye pollock)
Lineage: Eukaryota; Metazoa; Chordata; Actinopteri; Gadiformes; Gadidae
Gene: synrg
Product: synergin, gamma
Exons: 23
Coding region: 55-4449 (1464 amino acids)
Cellular component (GO): clathrin coat of trans-Golgi network vesicle
Molecular function (GO): protein binding
Source: RefSeq, a predicted model, not a curated record
CGCUAUCGUCACUGCUGACGAUAUCCCUCAGAUUAGGAAACAACUGUUAUCAAGAUGGCGCUACGGCCAGGAUCUGGGGGAGGCGGCAGCUUCAUGUAUCCGGUCGGAGGGGGAAUGAGACCCACUCAGGGCAUGAUGCCCAUGCAGCAGCAGCAACAACAACAACAACAACAACAACAACAACAGCAGCAUCACCAGCAGCUGCAGCAACAACACCAACAGCAUCAACAACACCAACAACACCAACAACAUCAACAACAACAACAGCAACAGCAACAGCAGCAGCAGCAGCAGCAUCAUCAGCAGCUUCAGCAGGGCUUCCCCAUGGUGCAGGUCAUGCAGCCCAACAUGCAGGGCAUGGUGGGGAUGAACUACGGGGGACAGAUGCCCCCAGGCGCGAUGCCCAUGCAGGGAGGCAUGCAGAUGGGGAUGCAGGCCCCAGGCAUGCAGUUCAUGGGCCAGGCUCAGUUCAUGGGCAUGCGGGCCCCGGGGCACCAGUACACAGCCGACAUGCAGAAACAGAUGGCCGAAGAGCACCAGAAGCGUCUGGGUCAGCAGCAGCGCAUGCUGGAGGAGGACCGGAAGAGGCGGCAGUUUGAGGAGCAGAAGCAGAAGCUCCGGCUGCUCAGCAGCGUCAAGCCCAAGGUGGGCGGGGAGAAGAGCCGGGACGACGCCCUGGAGGCCAUCAAGGGGAACCUGGACGGCUUCAGCAGGGACGCCAAGAUGCACCCAACGCCCUCUGCGCAGACCAAGAAGCCAGACUCAUCGCCAUCUCACUCCACCGCCCUCCCCCACUCCCUCCCCCACUCCCUCCCCCCCGCCCCACCCGAUGACGACGAUGAGUUUAGUGACUUUAUUCAGGGGCCCAUAGACUCCUUCUCCUCUUCCUCCUCCACCUCAUCUUCCUCUACUACAACAUCCUUCCAGCAACACCUUCCCUCCCAGACCCAGGCCGCACCCUUCCCCCCCACCUCGUCCUCCCCGGCCCCCUCCCCCGUGCCCCCCGCUCAAACCUCUGCUGUCCAACUCAGCUCUCAAACUACGUUUCAAGGCCCGUCCCUGGAAGAGAAGCUCUUCUCCUCCUGUGACAUGAGCGCCGACAAGCGGGCGCAGGUUAGCUUCAGGGCCCCGGCGGCGCAGGCCCCGCGGGCCAAGGUCUCGGCCCGCUUCCGUCCCAGCGCCACGGCCCGCGACUGGGCCGCCGCCUCCGAGGACUUGAGCUCCGUCUUCACCGUACCGAGCAGCCCGCCGGAGGCCCCGGUGCCGCCGGCGCCAUCCGUGGCCGCCGCCCCCUCGCCGCAGGCCAGCCCCUUCCCUCGUGGGGGCGGGGACAGUGCUGGUGUGGGUGGGUAUCCACAACAAGAACACAUCCAGCCGGUAGUGCCAGGUUGGCUGUACAACGACAGCCUGAUCCCAGAGCUGUUCAAGAAGGUGCUGGAGUUCACCAUGACCCCGGCGGGGGUGGACACCAACAAGCUGUACCCCAUCCUGAUGUCGUCGGGCCUGCCCCGGGAGGCGCUGGGCCAGAUCUGGGCCGCCGCCAACCGCACCACGCCGGGCAUGCUGACCAAGGAGGAGCUGUACUCGGUGCUGGCGCUCAUUGGCGUCGCGCAGAGUGGCCUCCCAGCGAUGAACGUGGACAUCCUGAGUCAGUUCGCCUCUCCUCCGGUACCCAACCUCCCCGCCCUGGCCAUCGCCAUGGCGCCCGGAAUGCCCCAGCACCAGCAGCCAAUGAUGGCUCCUCCCCCGGUCUCCAUGGCGAUGCCCACCCCUCCUCCACAGGUCAUGGGCAUGACGUCGGCGGCCCCGGCUCAGGCCCUGCCCAACCCCGGUUUCCUGGCCAGCUUCCCACCUGUGCAGGCGGCCAAGACAGACGACGAUGACUUCCAGGACUUCCAGGAGGCGCCCAAGCCAGGAGGUGGAGACACGUCCUUUGCUGACUUCAAGGGGGAGUCGGGCUCCAGUUUCCCAGCCGCAGGUGCAACUCAGCACCAGCACAGUUCACCUCCCAUGCUGACCCCAGUAUCAGGAACCUCCUCCUCAUCGUCCUCGGACAAGUACGCGGUCUUCAAACAGCUCUCUGUGGAGCAGCCCGUGGAGGCCCCGCCCCCUCCCUCAGAUUCAGGUGACAAGUACAGUGUCUUCAGACAGCUGGAGCAGCCAGCUGACAAGAAAACAGCUGGGGACGGCUUCGCCGAUUUCAAGUCUGUCAGCGCUGACGACGGCUUCACAGACUUCAAAACGUCCGACAGCGUUUCUCCCCUAGACCCUCCAGACCAGGCCAAGAUCUUCCAGCCCCCCUUCCCCCCCUCUUUCCCCACCUCCCACUCUCUGCAGCAACUCCCCCCACAACAGCCAGCUCCGCCCCCACAGCCCCAGGCCCCGGGGGCCCCUCUCUCUCAGCCCAACAAGGCCCUCCACAUGGCCGACCUGGACCUCUUCUCCCCCCUCGGCCCCUCGGCCCCGGCCCCGGCCCCCGAGGCCAAGCCCUGCCCCUUCCCCGCCGUGUCCCUGCCCCCCUCCCUGGGGCUCCUCGGGGGCGGGGCCAAGCCCCCCUCCGGCGGAGGGGCCGAUGACUUUGGUGACUUCGCCCUGUUCGCCACCUCCUCCUCCUCCGCCUCCUCCUCCAUGCCCCCCGCCGGCUCCUCCUCCUCCGACGCGGCCCCGGGCCCCGCCGCCCUCCUGGGCCGGGGGCCGUCCGCCUCCCAGGACGACUUUGCCGACUUCAUGGCGUUCGGCAGCUCGGGGGCGGGGCCUAAGGGCGGGGACGGCGCCGUAGAGCAGCGAAGCGCAGAGGCGGCGGCGGCGGCGGUCGCGCAGCAGUGCCCCCCGCAGGGCCUGGACCGCUACGACGUGUUCAAGCAGCUGUCGCUGGAGGGCGGCCACGCCUACGACGACGCCCGGGACGCCUUCUGCGGGCUGCGCGGCGGCGGCGACACCUCCGCCGACGACUUCGCCGACUUCCAGUCCUCCAAGUUCUGCACGGCGCUGGGCGCGGCGGAGCGGAGCCUGGGCGGCGACAAGAUGGCGGCCUUCAAGCAGACCAAGGAGGACUGCGCGUCGGUCAAGUCGCUGGACCUGCCGUCGCUGGGCGGCAGCAGCGGGGGCCGGGAGGACUCGGAGGACGCGCUGUCGGUGCAGCUGGACAUGAAGCUGUCGGACAUGGGCGGCGACCUCAAGCACGUGAUGUCGGACAGCUCGCUGGACCUGCCCGGCCUGGCCGCCCACCAGCCCCCCGCCGCAGAAGGCGACGACAUGAAAUUUGACCCUUUCGGCACUUCCACCGGCAGUGUAGCCAGCUAUGAUUGGUCAGACAGAGAGGAGGGCGUGUCCGUCGAGGCCAGGAAGGCCCCGGGCUCCGACGGGUCCGCUCUGGCCCCGCCCCACUACGGGAGUGGGCUGACGUUCGGGAGCACGGAGAACCUCGCCCCCAACCUGACCACCACCACCACCGCCGCCUCCUCCACCUUCCCCCCCAAGGACGACGCCUCCUCUUCUGAGGGGAAGUUUGAGGCCUUCCCCGAGCCGAGCGGCGACCACGACGAUGACUUUGGAGACUUUGCCAGUACGGUGUCCGAUAAGUCCACGGCGGGCGUGGACGUUGGCCCCGAGGAGCCCCAAGGCGAGGCCUCCGAUGAGUUUGGGGCCUUCCAAGGAGAUAAGCCCAAGUUUGGCAAGUCCGACUUUCUCAAGGCCAGCUCUCAGACCAAGGUCAAGUCCAGCGAGGAGAUGAUCAAGAACGAGUUGGCGACCUUUGACCUGUGUGUCCAAGGGUCCCACAAGCGCAGCCACAGUCUGGGGGAGAAGGAGAUUGGCCGCUGCCCCCCGUCCCCCGCCCCGGAGCAGCCCUUCAGGGACCGCUCCAGCACCCUGAGUGAGAAGCCCGCCCUGCCCGUCAUCAGAGACAAGUACAAGGACCUGACCGGCGAGGUGGAGGAGAGCGAGCGGUAUGCGUACGAGUGGCAGCGGUGUCUGGAGAGCGCCCUGGAGGUCAUCACCAAAGCCAACAACACGCUGAACGGCAUCAGCAGCUCCUCCGUGUGCACCGAGGUCAUCCAGUCCGCCCAGGGCAUGGACUACCUCAUGGGCGUGGUGGAGGUGUACCGCGUGACGAGGCGGGUGGAGCUUGGCAUCAAGGCCACGGCGGUGUGCUGCGAGAAGCUGCAGCAGCUGCUGAAGGACGUCAGCCGCGUGUGGAACAACCUGGUGGGCUUCAUGUCGCUGGCCAACCUGGUGCCUGAGGAGAGCUCUCUAGACUUCUCCUGCUGCAUCCUCAGGCACGGCAUCAAGAACGCCAAAGAGAUAGCGUGCGGGGUGUGCCUGCUGAACGUGGACUCUCGGAGCAAGAAAAAAGAAGAAAGCACAAUCGGACGCCUGUUCAAACGAGCAAAGGCCAAAGAAAGCAAGUUGAGGGUAACUAUGCAAUUUUUUCUUUCUCCUAUAGAAUAAUACUGCAAAAAGAAACUCAAAGAAUGAUUUUUCGUUCCGCCUGCACAGUUUUUUUGUACAUUUUAAUAGUGCCACAGCGGGAAUGAUUUGGGUUUCCAAGCGGUGGGCCCUUGGCUUCGGUUCCCAGUGCAAAGGUCGCAGUGAAUAAGUCAUGCUGACCUUUGCUAAAUCCAGCCUGCCCUCUGCAGUGGGUGGAAGACAUUCUCAUUCACGUUCCCCGACGCUCCCGUUGAAAAGACCACGUAGAGCACAGCCGCCCGCCAGGCUGCGUGCUGAUUGGCCCCCGGGCUCGGCUGUCUGCUACAUGCUGAUGUUCUGGCGUUCCUCACAGGGAACGCCAUGGAACUCACAGAGGCCGCGGGCCACGAGCAGGAGAGCGAGUGCAGCUAGGACCGUGAUAGCCGUGGGAUAACUAUGAAGCCAUUUAGCAGACGCAUUGAACCAUGAGGCGGCAUGGCAGUGAAUUGAGAUACAUGUCAUUGAAGAGCGUUAGGAUUUAAGCAUCUUAUUCGGCAUCUUACCCCCUUACUCACUUAAGAGUUAGGAGAGGAGCCCGCUGUGUUUGUUAAAAAUGAGUGAACCCCCAGCAUCUGGGAGAGAGGUGAUUUUGUUACUACUCCGUCUCUUCCUGGGAGAGCCAUUAACCCGGGUCGCAUCGCGGUUGAAGGCCGCCAUUUUGUUUAGAUGAAUGAUAGAUGACUUCCAGACACGUUGUCCAUCUCUGUACACACUUUGAUUGCC